Messenger RNA from Capsicum annuum, 894 nucleotides. RefSeq lists its product as uncharacterized. Lineage: Eukaryota; Viridiplantae; Streptophyta; Magnoliopsida; Solanales; Solanaceae. The record is from RefSeq and is a predicted model, not a curated record. Bases 1 to 894 code for a protein of 297 amino acids. The transcript has a single exon.
AUGAAAAAUGGAGAAUCUAUUGCUGAUUUUUUGUCCAAAACAGUGGCAAUUGUCAGCAAAAUACGAUCUUAUGGCGAGAAAGUUACUGACCAGACCAUUAUGGAAAAAAUACUGCGAAGCUCGACUCCAAAAUUUGAUCAUGUAGUUGCUGCGAUAGAAGAGUCUAAGGAUCUUUCAGUAUUUUCCUUUGAUGAAUUGAUGGGAUCUUUUCAAGCUCAUGAGACGAGACCCAAUCUAUCUACUGAAAAUAAUGAAGAGAAGGCUUUCCAGGUGAAGGAUGCAACAUCUAAGUAUGGAGAAAACAAUGGUCCAGCAAGCAAAGGCCGAGGAAGAAGAGGAUUCCGCGGUGGUCGAGGUCAUGGUUAUGGAAGAGGCAGAGGAAGGAAUGAUGGGCAAAAGCAGUCUAAUGAGCAAGGUAACAAGAAAAAUAGCAUUCAAUGUAAUCACUAUCAUCGCUAUGGGCAUAUGAGGGCUGAUUGCUGGUAUAUAGAUCAGAAAAUAAAUUUUGCAGCAGGAGAAAAUAAGGAAAAGAAUUAUCUUUGUGCUUGCAUUGAUACAAACCAUAAGCCAAUUGAUUUAUGGUUUGUAGAUAGUAGUUGUUCAAAUCAUAUGACAGGCGCCAAAUCUUUAUUCAAGGAGCUAGAUGAGAAGCAAAAGAAAAUGGUUCAGCUUUGCAACACAAAAGAGAUGCAGGUUGAAGGAAAAGGCACUAUGGGUGUUGACACUAGCCACGACAAAGUAAAAAUAUUAAAUAAUGUCCAAUUUGUACCUGAUUUAGGAUACAAUUUGUUGAGUGUUGGACAACUAAUGAUUGAUGGGCAUUCUCUUUGGUUUGAUGAUGAUGCUUGUGUCAUUAUAAACAAGAAGUCGGGAAAAAGGUUUGCAUCACCAUGA